AUGAAACACUACACGCUCCUGAGCUCGUUGCUCAUAUAUGCCUCGCUAUCCUACGGACAAAUCCUCAACAUCGUCGCACACCAAGAUGACGACCUCCUCUUCAUUUCCCCCGACCUACUACACUACAUCCAAACCGGACAGGAAGUGCGCACCGUCUUCAUAACCGCUGGCGAUUCCGGCCGGGACGAAAGCUACUGGCAAGGACGAGAAGCAGGCGCGCGGUCCGCAUACGCGGUGAUGAGCGCCGCCCCGGAUUCAUGGACGGAGAAAGACGCAGGGAUCCCGGGCCACCAAGCCUCAUUGUUUAGUCUUGACCAGGAUCCAGGCAUUUCGCUCGUGUUUUUACGGCUUCCUGAUGGGAAUCUGCUCGGGCAGGGGUUUGAGGAGACGGGGAGCGAGAGUCUGCAGAAACUUUGGGAAGGGGGGAUAUCUAGGAUCCGGACUGUUAGUGGGUCUGGCUCGUAUACGAAGGGCGAGUUGGUGGAUGCGCUUGUUCACUUGACUUCAGAGUUUGGCCCGGAGCGAGUCAAUACCUUGGACUAUGUUCAGGAGUACGGAGAUGGGGACCACAGUGACCACCACUCGACCGGUUAUUUCGUCGCCGAGGCGUUGAAGCGCUAUGGGAAUGAAUCAACUCUCGCUGGGUACGUGGGAUAUCCGGUCGUCAACAAACCAAAGAACGUGGAGGGAGCAGAUCUCCUAGAUAAAAAGUUUGCGUAUUACGCAUAUGCCAGCCAUGAUCCAGUUGUUUGUGAUAGUGAUAUGGCUUGUGCUGACCCUACAUUCGCGCCGUACUAUCCCGAGUGGCUCGAGCGACGGCAUACGGUUGAUACGUCGCCGAUUGCGAACGCUGGUACUGUGCAAGUUGCUGGGUUGGAUACUGUCGUAACCCUAGAUGGGUCGGCGAGUUCGGAUCCAAGUGAUAGACCGUUGGUCUAUGAAUGGACACAGGUUAGCGGGCCAGCUGUGGACUUGAAGGACGCAGAGACGAGUCACCCUUAUUUCACGACGCCCAGUGACCCAGAUAGUCUAUCCUUUGAGCUCGUCGUGAAAAACAAGCAGACGAGCAGCAGUCCGGCUGUUGUGAGGGUGACCACCAUGCAACACCCUGAGAACAUUGCCCCCAAGGCCCGAGUGACAGCGUCAUCUUCGAAUGAUGGCUCCAGCCAGACGCCAGACAAGGCAACCGACGGCAGCACGGGUGGAUUUCCAGCAGGACACAGCAACGAGUGGGCGACUGAUGGAGGGAAAGCUGGGAGCUGGCUUACUCUCAGCUGGGAGAGCCCACAGACGAUUUCCCGGAUCGCAUUAUAUGACCGACCCAACUUGCAAGACCACAUCACAAGAGCUGUAGUCGAAUUUGACGGCGGAGAGAGAAUCGAAGUAGGAGAGCUGGAUAAUUAUGGGACGCUCAGGACGGUGAAUGCUGCAGGCAGGACGGCCAGGAACCUGACCGUGAGAAUCACCGAAGUUAGCCCGUCAACAACGAACGUUGGUCUGGCGGAGAUUCAGGUCUUCGGGACAAGUUGCCACGCAAUAUUCCUGCGUACAUUCACCGUCUUCGAAACCUCGCCGGCGGGUCUCCCCUCUGCGAGCAGUGUUGGCUGCUGGCAGGGCUGGAGUGCGUGGACGGUAUAUCGCACGCGUCCAGACGCGAGCACCGCGAGUACUACCACUACCGAUACGACCACCACCACUACCACUACCGCCGAAGCCACCCCUACCCCUACGGACGGUUCCGAAGAGGCUGACAGUGAGAGUGAAAGCACAAGCGGACAAGAUUGGAUUGCAGGGGCUGUGGUCGGGCCCGUUGCCGGUGUUGCCAUCAUUGGGGUGGCGGUCUUCUUCUACCUACGUAGCAAGAAGCGUCUGCUUGCUGCUCCCGUCCAGCAGGUUUACUACCAAGGACCGCACUACGGGCCUGCUCAGGCUGCUCAGGCUGCUCCAAAGAAUGCCGUCUCGCUCGGGACGUCGGAGUUGGCAAACGCGCAGUACCGGUAUGGCUCGACGGGAGCAGCGACCGAAACGCAGGGGUUCCCAGUGGCCGAAAUGCCCAGUACGAGACAGACCCAUGAGCUGUCGUCUCGAAGGUAG
Messenger RNA from Aspergillus versicolor CBS 583.65, 2094 nucleotides. RefSeq lists its product as uncharacterized. NCBI's taxonomy places the organism in Eukaryota, Fungi, Ascomycota, Eurotiomycetes, Eurotiales, Aspergillaceae. The transcript has 3 exons. The record is from RefSeq and is a predicted model, not a curated record. Gene Ontology annotation, cellular component: endoplasmic reticulum. Gene Ontology annotation, biological process: GPI anchor biosynthetic process. Gene Ontology annotation, molecular function: N-acetylglucosaminylphosphatidylinositol deacetylase activity. Bases 1 to 2094 code for a protein of 697 amino acids.